This is a messenger RNA of Brassicogethes aeneus, 2069 nucleotides long. The record is from the annotation of a GenBank genome assembly. Lineage: Eukaryota; Metazoa; Arthropoda; Insecta; Coleoptera; Nitidulidae.
AUUUUUAUUGUCAAUUUGACGCUUUUCAAAAAUAGGUGCUUAAAUAUAAGAAAAAUACAGUAUUUCUAAUAAAAUGGGGCACCGAAAUAUGCUCUCAGUUAAAAAGGUCAAGCUUCAUGGGAUGACAUCUACAAAAUGGACAACAAAGGAUAAAAUAACACAAUAUAAGGGGCUUAUAAAUCUUUACACUAGAGAUAAGGCCAUAAUGGAGAUGGACUCAAUUGUCGAACAAAAAAAUCAGUACAAGGAUUUAAAGAAACUCCAAAAAAAUGUCGAACUUCAUAGAAAAGAAUUGGAUAAUGCCAUCGCAGGCGAUAAACAACAACUAAGAAAUACUUUAAUUGAACAUAAAGAAAUGCAAAUGGCCUAUGAGAAUUUACCCUCUAAGAAAGUUAUAGAAACUGUAAACCACCUUGCAUUUAACAAAAGAAAGGAAUACGACCGCUUGAAUUACAAAAUGAAACUGCGAUCGCAAAGGUAUAUAGAUUUAAAGAAUUAUGCUUCUGUUCUUGCGGACAAUUUGAACUAUGAUUUUGCUAAAUCGUCAAAAGAAUUACCGGAAGAGCAACAGGCUCAAAUAAUAACAGGAAAAGUUCAGGAUGCUAUUUUAAAGAGAGAAGCUGCAUUGGCAAUCAGACAAACUUAUACGCAAAUUAUUGAUAUAAUGAAAAAGGACGCUCUCUAUUUUGAUGCUAUUUUAAAUACAAUCCAAUAUGAUGGUUUAUUGCAAGGAAAAUGUAUGAUUAACGCUACUAAGCUAGGCCAGCUUGCUACUGAAUAUUUGGAUGACCGUAGACAAGAAUUCGAAAAACUCGAAAAAACAGUCAAGAAAGAUAUGCUCAACCGCAAAAGGGACUUGGCGGCUUUUACAGAGGAAGAAUUAGAAUUUUCCAAUCAUAUUAAGAACUUAUUAAGAAGAGACAGUGACAUUAAUAUAGGAAAAAUAGAAAUUGAAGAUCCUCCACAUUGUUUAAAUCUUCAAGAAGAUUUUGAAAACAUGGAAAAACUUUUAACUUUUUUAAAGAACAGCACUCUAGUUCCAUCUUUUGAUGCAAUUUACCCCUGUUUACAAGAACAGCAGCGCCAAAAAGAAAGGCUUGAAGAAAUGACUGCAAUAACAGAAGAAAAAAAUAAUACAAUGCUUAACAAAUACAAUCAUGGGAAACUCAUGAAAAUUGAACUUAAAAAUAGCAUGGUGACUUCUACAGCCCAAUACAACACCGAUAAGGUUGAAAUGCAAGAACAAAUAGAUGAAGAAACCGAAACCAAGAGAAAAUUGGAUAUUUUAAUUGAUACACGAAAUAAAAUACUUGCCGAUAUUUUAACAAAUUUAAAACAAUUCAAAUAUUCAGCGCAAUUAAUUACUCUUGAGGAAGAUAAGAAUGCCACUUGGGAUGGAAAUAAAGUACCCGAGCCUGAUGAAACUGAUGGAAUAAAAAUAAUUGAAUUUUUAACCAAAGCUUUCACAAAAUUAAUGAACAAUGUAAAACAAAAAUUAGUAGGACCUCAAAUGGAUGAAGGAUAUUCCAAGUAUGAAAAACUUAUGGCAGAAAUUACAUCUUCCAUAGAUUAUUCAGAAAUUAUUUUAGAAGAAUCACUAGUUGAGGAUCUUCAUUUGGACCCCAAUAUCUUUACAAGAGAGGACAUUAAAAGGCAAAGUGCUGAAAUUGUACUUGCCAAUACGAAAAGUGAAGAAUAAAAUAGAUAUACAUAAAUAUACUUCUUUUGAAAAUAAUAUAUAUAAUAAAUACUAAAUUUUUCGUAAUUUGUUUAUUAUUUUAAUUUAUUAUUAAAUUAAAAAUAUAAACAAAAAUUUUGAUAACAAGUACAUUUACUAGGAAAGAAACACAUUUUACUCAUCAUUCUGUAGCAAUGUAAAUUUAUUGUAUACUGCAUCAUUAGGUAGUUCUUCAUUAUAUUCAUCAUCAUCUUCAGAUUUCUCUGUAUCACUUUCAGUUUUUAUUUCAUCAUCGCAAACUGUAGUAAUUUUUGCAGUUUUCUCAACGUCAUCAUCUGAAAGUGGUAUCUCCUCUUCAAAUUCUUCCUGAUCCUCACUUCUAGCUUGGAUC